Phacochoerus africanus (Common warthog) is the source of this 2205-nucleotide messenger RNA. It is a transcript of the gene ADAM32, whose product is annotated as ADAM metallopeptidase domain 32. Gene Ontology annotation, biological process: binding of sperm to zona pellucida; cell adhesion; proteolysis. The transcript is spliced from 21 exons. Lineage: Eukaryota; Metazoa; Chordata; Mammalia; Artiodactyla; Suidae. Gene Ontology annotation, cellular component: plasma membrane. Gene Ontology annotation, molecular function: metalloendopeptidase activity. Bases 1 to 2205 code for a protein of 734 amino acids. The record is from RefSeq and is a predicted model, not a curated record.
AUGUUCCGCCUAAUGAUGUUGCUGGCAGGGCUUCGUGGUUUCUUAACAUCAAGUCCGGGUUUUCACAAUCCAUUUCUACAAAUCAUAUUUCCAGAGAAAAUCCAAGCAAUUACAAAUGAUAAUUCUGAAGUAGAAAAUGAACAGGUAUCCUAUAUUAUUCCAAUAGAUGAGAAACCAUAUACUGUGCAUCUUAAGCAAAGAUUUUUUUUAGCAAAUGAUUUCAUGGUUUAUUUGUAUAAUCAAGGAUCUGUCAAUUCUCAUUCUUCAAAUAUUCAGACUCAGUGCUACUACCAAGGAUAUAUUGAAGGAUAUCUGAAUUCUCUUGUCACACUUACCACAUGCUCUGGACUGAGAGGAAUAUUACAAUUUGAAAAUGUAUCUUAUGGAAUUGAGCCUCUGGAAACUGCAGUUGAAUUUCAGCAUCUUCUUUAUAAAUUAGGGCAUGAAAACAAUGAAUUUGCAGGUCUUACCAAAGAUAACCGAGACACAGAAGAAACCCCAGUGGACUCUAGCAUUUUUAUAAGUGAAAAACCUGAAUCAUCUGUUGCAGAUUUAAUUCCUCUCUAUCUAGAAAUGCAUAUCGUGGUGGAUAAAGGUUUGUAUGAUUACCUGGGCUCUGAUAGCAUGAUAAUAACAAAUAAAAUCAUCGAAAUUAUUGGCCUCAUAAAUUCGAUGUUUACCCAAUUUAAAAUUACUAUUGUGCUGUCAUCUUUGGAGUUGUGGUCAGAUAAAAAUAAGAUCUCUACAGUUGGUGAGGCCGAUGAAUUAUUGAAUAGAUUUUUAGAAUGGAAAAAGUCCUAUCUUACCCUAAGGCCUCAUGAUAUUGCAUAUCUAUUCAUCUAUCGAGAUUAUCCAGAGUAUAUGGGAGCAGCGUUUCCUGGAAAGAUGUGUGUUACCAGUUAUUCUGCAGGAAUUGCUUUGUAUCCCAGGGAGAUAACUUUGGAGGCAUUUUCAAUUAUUGUCACCCAGAUGCUGGGACUCAGUCUGGGAAUAUCAUAUGAUGACCCAAAGAAAUGCCAAUGUUCAGGAGCCAUCUGCAUAAUGAAUCCAAAAGCUCUGCAAUCCAGUGGUGUGAAGACUUUUAGCAGUUGCAGUUUGAGUGACUUUGAAAAUUUCAUUUCAAAUGUGGGUGCCCAGUGUCUUCAGAAUAAGCCUCAAAUGCAAAGUCCUCCAGCAUCAAUCUGUGGCAAUGGCAGAGUGGAGAUAAAUGAAAUCUGUGACUGUGGUACUGAGGAACAAUGUGGACCUGAUAGCUGUUGUAACCCUCGAACCUGUGUGCUGAAACCAAAUGCACAAUGUGAUAGAGGAUCAUGCUGCAACAACUGUCGAUUUCUGCAAGCAGGUACUACCUGCAGGCCCACUGCACAUCCUGAAUGUGAUAUUUCUGAGAUUUGUAAUGGAAGCUCAGGAAGCUGUCCACCUGAUGUAACUAUACAUGAUGGACACUCAUGUAAAAACAAUAAAGCCUUUUGUUUUGAAGGAGACUGCCGUGAUCUUGAUGCACAUUGUGAGAGCAUAUUUGGAAAAGGCUCAAAGAAUGCUCCAUUUGCCUGCUAUGAAGAAAUACAGUCUCAAAAUGAUAAGUUUGGGAACUGUGGUAAAGAAAGAGGCAGAUUUAAAUAUUGUGCAUGGAGGAAUCUUAUUUGUGGAAGAUUAAUUUGCACCUACCCUUCUCAAACUCCUUUCCUUCAAGAAAAUGCUUCUGUGAUUUAUGCUUUUGUACGAAAUGUUGUAUGUAUAACUAUUCACUACACACUUGCGAAAGGUUUAGAAGAUCCAAUGAUAGUCAAGAAUGGCUCUGUUUGUGAUGAUGAGAGGAUUUGUGUAAAUCGUGAAUGUGUAGAAUCAAGGAUAUAUACAGAAAGAUCACAUAUUUGUUCAUUGAAGUGCAGUGGACAUGGCGUGUGUACUUCCCAGUUGACGUGCCAUUGUUCUCCUGGCUACCAUCCUCCGAAUUGCCAAGCGAGAUCCAGAGAAUCUUCCAGAUUGCCUAGAAGACAAGGUUUAAUCAUGGAAAGAGUUUUUGCAAAGGCUAGGAACAAGUUGCUUCUGUGUGUCUACAUUGGUUUACCUGUUCUCGCCAUAGCAGUCAUAAUAGCUGUUUCAUGGAAGCCUUUGAAAAAGCGGUUCAGCAAGAAAGAGGAAUCUCAAAGUAACGAGUCCAAAUCAGAAAAUAACAGCCAAACAGAUACUGUCAGAGCGUAA